Messenger RNA from Penicillium robsamsonii, 1701 nucleotides. RefSeq lists its product as uncharacterized. The transcript has 5 exons. The record is from RefSeq and is a predicted model, not a curated record. Bases 1 to 1701 code for a protein of 566 amino acids. NCBI's taxonomy places the organism in Eukaryota, Fungi, Ascomycota, Eurotiomycetes, Eurotiales, Aspergillaceae.
AUGGGCGACCGCCGUCCCCUUGCCCGGGGACAGCACUUGGAAGGGGCCUCGGGAGUCUCGUCGGGUGAACCCAACAUGACGCUUAGCCCAUAUACUGAACUGCAGCAUGACCUCGGUGAGGCUUACAAGAAAUACAAAGGGUAUGCCGAGAUCAUUGCUAAAGGAGGCCCAUUGGCCCCUCAAUUCUACGACUCGAUUUUCUGCUCUGAGGUAGAGAAGACAGCUGCUAGAAGCUUUGGCCAACCACGCCCACACAUGGUUGGAGGCAAUACCCAGAAGCCCAUUGAGUGGACUGAUGUUCUUCGUAAAAUGCUCACUCCUGGGGAUUUUCAACGCCAGCCAAAUGGUAUGUACCGGUGCUGCGUUCGAGGAAGCUUGAUUGAGAUUACCGAGGCCAAUUACACUGAAAUCCUCACUGGCGUCACUGAUCGACUUUUGCAGCCAUUGCAAAACUUGUCGAACGAACAGAAGGAAACUAGAGUUCGUCUUAAACUGGGUUCUGACCUGCACCAGACACACCACAACCUCGUCCAAUCCAGCGACUCAGAUGAUUAUGUCCUCCCAACCGACGCCCUGGGCAGCGAUUCCACUGGUUCGUUAGUCCAUCCGUGGCUGUUGAACAUCAACAGUCCCGAUAAUGCAAUCGACGUCGAUGCACAAUCUCAUUCAUCUGGAUCCGACAUCCCUUGGCAGAUCAAAACCUCAGACGCGUCCCAGUCAACUGAUACUUCUGCCGAGAAUGAACAUGAAGCAAGAUCUCAUAGCUCAAAAAGACUCCGAGGUGGAUCCUUUUACAACGAGGAAUGGAGCAAGACACACCCAGCUAGAAGAUACUCUCGAUUGGAAGAGGAAGAAGGCCCAGGAUUUGUGAAACAUCUGGUCAACAAAGGAUCCACUACCACCGAAGUUGAAGAGGAAUACGCCCAAAUGUUCGGGGUUACCCGUACUGUGGGUGCUAUCUUCAAGAAGUUCAAAAUCAAAGGUGCUUGGGCGUUGUUGAAACCGCUCCGAGAGGCAAAGAAGCAGAAGACUAUGGUACCGAGCCCCCAUUACUCCACUCUUGUUGAGCAAACUUUACUAACAACUACUUAUAGUCAACCUAGUCUUGCUAUGAUCGACACACAUGCUCACCCUGUGGGGUUUGAGCCCGAUGGACUGAGGAUACAGACUGAUGAGGUAGAAGGGGAUUGGAGAGGAGGCAUUAGAGAGGAUGGACGGUGCUACCACUGCUGUGUCAAGGGAAGGUUAGUUGAGAUGUCUGCAGAGAAUUACCACUUCAUCAAAUUGAGAUACCCACAACGCGUGAUACAACAAGAAGAGGCUGCUGGAAUAGUGGGAAAACAAGACGUCAGUCCUGUCAGUGCUGUCAUGUAUCGUGAGUUUACAACCAUCCUUAGUAGGUUUAUCUCUCACCUCAUCCUGAGAAACGCACCACGGUGUCAUGGAAAGGAUAUCAAGGGAAGCUCACAGGCCGCUCAAGAAUUCCAAGCUGAACCGGGACGUCGUCGCUCCAUCAGCCGACGGUCUGAUUGCCAGCCCCAUGGCAAGCAAGGUUUCUCUGGUUGGACCCCCAUUUUAGUGUCACAUAGCCCAGUUAUAUCAGCAGAUGAUCCAACCAAACCUGACUUCCCAACCCACAUUGAUGAGCGCAAGAAGCUUGGAUGUGGCAGAACAGUCACAGUCCGACGCAAGUGGUUCUAG